AUGUCGCCCGUAAGCGACCCACAGAUACAUCGCCCUAACUCUGUGGACCAGCGAGGGCUACCGCCUCUCGAACGGGGGCGGCCAAAGAGGCUAGCUCAAUAUUUGCGAAUUAGGACAUUAAAUGUUGGGUCCAUGACAGGAGGAGGCCGGGCUCGGGCAGAUAGAGAUAUGAAUGGCCAUGUUGGCAGCGGCAAUGAUGCCAUCAGUCGCAUACAUGGAGGAAAUCCUUGUGGAAAUGGUGAUGAGGAUGGAGAGAAGGGAACUGACCUAGGUUUAUCUUUUGAUAUGGUAAUAGGAAAUACCUUAUUCCGUAAGAGAAAUGAACACCUUAUUUCUUACAAAAGUAAUGAUGGAGCAAGUCAAAUUGACUUCCUUUUAUAUCGAAGGAGAAACAUUAGGGAGAUUAAAAACUGCAAAGUAGUACCUGGAGAUCAUGUGACUGAGCAGAACCGCUUGGUUGUCACUGAUCUCACCAUAGAUGUCUCGCAGAAGCAGAAAAGGAAAACUACAACUCAGAGAAGGAUAAAACGGUUUAAACUAAAGGAAAAUGGUUUCCAACAAGAGUUCAAAGCCUGA
Penaeus monodon (black tiger shrimp) is the source of this 576-nucleotide messenger RNA. RefSeq lists its product as uncharacterized. Gene Ontology annotation, biological process: chromatin remodeling. Lineage: Eukaryota; Metazoa; Arthropoda; Malacostraca; Decapoda; Penaeidae. The record is from RefSeq and is a predicted model, not a curated record. Bases 1 to 576 code for a protein of 191 amino acids. The transcript has 2 exons. Gene Ontology annotation, cellular component: nucleus.